This is a messenger RNA of Penicillium brevicompactum, 1629 nucleotides long. Its product is annotated as putative mitochondrial DnaJ chaperone (Mdj1). Lineage: Eukaryota; Fungi; Ascomycota; Eurotiomycetes; Eurotiales; Aspergillaceae. Gene Ontology annotation, biological process: response to heat; protein refolding. Gene Ontology annotation, cellular component: cytoplasm. The record is from RefSeq and is a predicted model, not a curated record. Gene Ontology annotation, molecular function: ATP binding; heat shock protein binding. The transcript is spliced from 3 exons. Bases 1 to 1629 code for a protein of 542 amino acids.
AUGAAUCCAUCUACGGCUCUCCCCAAGGCCGCGGCCGUCCCCGCGCGUCUGCUGCGAACGCAGAGGCAAUUUGCUUCCAACAAUGGCGUCGCUACAUCUAACCAAACCAGAGGCUAUCAUGUGAUCACCUCCCCUUCCCCGGCCAGACGUCUUCGCGAGGGCGCGUGCAAGCGGAAAGACUCGCUGGUGAUGUCGGCUAAGACCUUCCACACCACAUCUUCUCUUUCCGCGGUUGCGGAUCCCUAUAAGGUCCUUGGCGUGGACAAGAAGGCCUCCGCCGGCGAUAUCAAGAAGGCCUACUACGGUCUUGCAAAGAAAUACCACCCAGAUACCAACAAGGACGCCCAGGCAAAGGACAAGUUCGCCGAGGCUCAGACGGCAUAUGAAUUGUUGUCCGAUAAAACGAAGCGAGAGAAUUACGACAAGUACGGCUCGGCGGCCUUUGACCAAAAUGGCGGGUUUGACCCAAGCGCUGGCGGAAAUCCAUUCUCCGGCGCUGGAGGAUUCCACGGGUUCGGUGGCGGCGGCUUUGGCGGAGGCUUCUCGGGUGAUAUCAACUUUGAGGAUCUUUUCGGUGCGUUCACCGGAGGUGCGCGUCGCGGACCCCGGGGUCGGCGCAAUCCGUUCCAGGAACAGAUCUUGGUCGGUGAAGACAUUGAAGUCCAGACCAACAUCUCGUUCAUGGAAGCUGCCAAGGGCACAACCCAGGAAAUUGUCGUCACUCCGUUGACCAAGUGCGGCACCUGUAAAGGUGACGGUCUGAAGUCCGGCGCCAAGCGAUCCCAGUGUCGCCAGUGCAACGGUACCGGUACCCGCGUUCAUCUCAUGCAGGGUGGUUUCCAAGUUGCCGCCACUUGUGAGGCCUGUGGUGGUGCCGGUAUGUCCGUUCCGCGCGGAUCGGAGUGCAGCCCUUGCAACGGAAACGGUGUGACGAGGGAGCGGAAGACCAUCAAGGUUGACAUCCCCGGUGGUGUGGAGGAUGGCAUGCGACUGCGAGUGACCGGUGAGGGUGACAACCCUCCCACGGGGGCAGCUGUUCCUCCUGGUGCCCGCACUCAGCCCGGUGAUCUAUAUGUUUCAAUUCGAGUUGCGCCGGACCACCGCUUCAACCGCUCCGGUUCCGACAUUCUCUACACAUCCACGAUUCCUCUCACCACGGCCAUCCUUGGUGGCGAGGUGACCAUUCCAACCCUCGACGCUGAGGUCAAGGUUAAAGUGGCCACCGGUACUGGUACCGGUGACAGGAUCACCUUGUCUGGGAUGGGCAUGAAGAAGCUUGGUGGUCGCUCGCACGCUUUCGCCCCCAACGGUGAUCUCAAGGUCGAGUUCAAGGUUGCCAUGCCUAAGUAUCUUACUGGAAAUCAGCGCACUAUCUUGGAGGUUCUUGCGGACGAGAUGAAUGACAAAACUGCCAAGCGGACCAUGAACUUUGGCAAGGACAGCCCCUCGUCUGCCUCUGGAGGCGCCGAUCAGGCCAACACCAACGAAGGCUUCCUGAAGUCUCUCUGGCACCGACUUACCGAGAAGAACGGCGAGUCUUCCAAUGCCGGUCAAGACAAGGACACCCCCUCGAAGGACACCAAGGAUGCCGAAAGCGACUCCAGCAAGGACAGCUCGAAGAAGCCCUGA